Messenger RNA from Eruca vesicaria subsp. sativa (arugula), 336 nucleotides. The record is from the annotation of a GenBank genome assembly. NCBI's taxonomy places the organism in Eukaryota, Viridiplantae, Streptophyta, Magnoliopsida, Brassicales, Brassicaceae.
AUGGGACUUUCCGACAAGACACAGCACCAGUUCGACGGUGAACUUCACGACACUUCCGAGAAAUGGGUCAUUUCGGAAAUCUCCUUACUCUCGCAGAUGAAGCCGAUUAGCCUUCCCUCAACUGCCGUAGCGGAUAUGGAAGAUGACGUUCACCAAGAUAAGUGGCCGACUACUCCAACGGCGGCUGCCUUUAGAAUACCGACGGUUUUCCCGUGUCCUCCGCCGCCGAAGAAACGAAAAACAUCGUCGAAGUUUGACUACAGCGGCGCUAGAGAGUUCUUCUCUCCACCGGAUCUCAAGACUGUCUUCAUACAAAAAUCUACAGCCCCUCCUUGA